Lolium perenne is the source of this 1120-nucleotide messenger RNA. Its product is annotated as probable steroid-binding protein 3. NCBI's taxonomy places the organism in Eukaryota, Viridiplantae, Streptophyta, Magnoliopsida, Poales, Poaceae. The record is from RefSeq and is a predicted model, not a curated record. Gene Ontology annotation, cellular component: endoplasmic reticulum; membrane; endomembrane system.
UCCGCGACCGUGCCGCGUGCGCUACGUUGCAACUCCGCUGGCUUUCCUCUCCCUUUCUUCCCCGCUAGCGCUAGGUCGCCGAGUCAACAUCCACCAUCACCGCCGGCAGCAGCACCCAAAACCCAGCCACUCCGGCAGGCCCAUCCGCUCCCGCCUCUCGCUGUCCCCGGAACCCAAAGCUCAAGCUAGCGCCCAUGGGGAUCGCGGACGCCGUGCAGGCCUACACGGGCCUCUCGCCCGCCGCCGCCGUCACCGUCCUGGCGCUCAUGCUCGCCACCUACCUCAUCGUCUCCACCCUCUUCGUCUCCCCUGACACCGCCGCGCCUCCCAAGCUUGCUCAGCAGCAGGAGCGGGGCACGGAGGCCGAGGCGGAGCCGUUCGUGCCGCCGUUCCCGGACCCUGUGCAGGUGGGCGAGAUCACGCUCGACCAGCUCAGGGCAUACGACGGCAAGGACCCCGCCAAGUCCAUCCUCAUCGCCAUCCGCGGCCAGGUCUACGACGUCUCGCGCGGGAGGCUGUUCUAUGGACCUCAAGGACCGUAUUCCUUGUUUGCCGGGAGGGAUGCAUCUCGGGCCUUGGCAUUGAUGUCAUUUGACCUUAAUGACCUGACUGGAGACCUGGAAGGCCUAAGCCCAGACGAACUGGAGGUUUUACAGGACUGGGAAGAGAAAUUUAAGGAGAGAUACCCUCUGGUGGGUCACCUUCCUUCUGACGACGCAACAGCUGGUGGUGAUCAGAAGGGCGCUGAGCCUGUGGAUCACGAGGAAGAGAACGCGUAACUUCGUGUGGGGUACCUGUCGUCUCGGUUGCCUGGUCCUCUGUCUUCUGUUACUGGAUCGCAAGCGGUAGAUCUGAUGCGCUGAUGGAUAGGUGGUGGUGUUUGUUUGCUUGCUUGCCGCAUGAGUGUUCUCGCGUGACUGAUGUACUAGCUGCGUGACUGAUGUACUAGCUGCUUUCUCCACCCGCUUUACUUUGGUUGGUGUGUAGGAAUGGAUAAGCGGGGGAGAAAUUUUGAUUUUGAUUGACGGGGAAACUUUGAGAUGCCCCAGAUGAUGUGUAUAUGCUUUGAUUCGCGCCAUAAUUGGCGGCUUAAUUAUCGUACUUGAGAUGAUGAUGAUGA